Messenger RNA from Xiphophorus maculatus (southern platyfish), 2491 nucleotides. It is a transcript of the gene skor1b, whose product is annotated as SKI family transcriptional corepressor 1 homolog-B-like. Gene Ontology annotation, biological process: negative regulation of transcription by RNA polymerase II; negative regulation of BMP signaling pathway. Lineage: Eukaryota; Metazoa; Chordata; Actinopteri; Cyprinodontiformes; Poeciliidae. Gene Ontology annotation, cellular component: nucleus; transcription regulator complex. The transcript is spliced from 8 exons. The coding region runs from base 212 to 2422 and encodes 736 amino acids. Gene Ontology annotation, molecular function: SMAD binding; RNA polymerase II cis-regulatory region sequence-specific DNA binding; DNA-binding transcription factor activity, RNA polymerase II-specific. The record is from RefSeq and is a predicted model, not a curated record.
GUGGCGCAACACAAACCGUCCGCGCACACAGACCGCGCAGCAGAGAGACGGGAGGACACAGAGCAGGAGGGAGGCGUCCCGCUCCUAAAGCAAACAUAUUUGCAACCUCCAGCACAGACUUCUUAAUAUUUAUCCGGCAUUUAUUCGAUCACAGUUACUCGAUUUCGGAGGUGAUCUGAACAGGACCGUCAAAGCCUCCAGGUCUCCAAGGAUGGACUCCAUACCUACGGGACGAGACACCACUAGCUCUUCGCCAAACUCCAAACAAGAACUUUCCUACCCCAGCACCAACUUGAAACCCAACCAGGUCGGCGAGACGAUUCUGUACGGAAUACCCAUCGUGUCUUUGGUGAUAGAUGGCCAGGAGAGACUUUGCCUUGCGCAGAUAUCAAACACGUUGCUGAAGAAUUACAGCUACAACGAGAUCCAUAACCGACGCGUGGCCCUGGGCAUCACCUGCGUCCAGUGCACCCCGGUGCAGCUGGAGAUCCUGCGGAGAGCCGGGGCGAUGCCAAUCUCUUCCAGGCGCUGCGGGAUGAUCACCAAACGCGAGGCUGAGAGACUCUGUAAGUCGUUUCUGGGAGCGCACUCGCCUCCAAAACUUCCCGAAAAUUUCGCCUUCGACGUGUCUCACGAGUGCGCCUGGGGAAGCCGAGGAAACUUCAUCCCGGCCAGAUACAACAGCUCCAGAGCCAAGUGCAUCAAGUGCUCCUACUGCAACAUGUAUUUCUCCCCGAAUAAAUUUAUAUUUCACUCCCAUCGCACGCCGGAGUCAAAGUACACGCAACCGGAUGCCGCUAAUUUCAACUCCUGGAGGCGACACCUCAAGCUGACAGACAAGAGCAGUCCCUUGGAGAUCAUGCACGCGUGGGAAGACGUGAAGGCCAUGUUCAACGGGGGAAGUCGCAAGAGGACGCUGCCGGGGAGUGGAUCUGGGUCCAACUCUCCUCUAAAACUGCAUGGGCCAAAUCGAUCCCGAGACUCGCCAGAGAUCCCCGCAAAAAUCCUCAGCUGCGAAGACACUCGGGGUGCUAUGACCAGCGCCCGCAGCUACCCGGUCAUUCCGGUGCCCAGUAAAGGCUUCGGGAUGCUACAGAAAAUCCCUCCGCCGCUCUUCCCUCAUCCCUAUGGCUUCCCUGCUUUCGGUCUGUGCCAGAAGAAGGAUGACGGGAUAAUGGGCGAGCAGAGCAAAGCGGGGCUGCCGGGCGUCCUGUGGCCUGGCACCAAGGACAGCGCCUACCCCUCCUUCCCCAUGUUCUGGCCCGCUGCGGGCCCGCUGCCCAUGCCCCCAUACGCACAGACUCCACACAAGCCCCCUCCUGAGCUGCUGUGCCCUAGGCAGACAGAGGUGGACAUUUCCGAAAGCAGCGACCGCAGCACCAACACGUCCAAAGACAGCGUGGUGGACACCGACCGCUGCUCCAGCACCCAGUCCAUACGUAACGAAGACGACAAAUCCGGGGACGAGGGGAGGCCCACGGAGGGAAUGAGCCUCCCGGCGCGGAAACUCAGCUACGUGUCCGCAUUCAGGCCCGUCAUUAAAGACGCCGACUGCAUCGCCAAGCUGUACGGCAGCAGGGGCGCGUACAACGGCUGCCGCACCGGCUACUUAUCGCCUGAUUUUUUAAGCGAGAGCUCCAGCUACCGGUCUGUGUCCCCGUGCGUGGAUAGCGAGGGUGAGCCGGACGUAGACGUGGAGACGAACAGAUCGCCAGAGGAGCAAGAGGAUCCCGGGCCUCGGACUCCUCUUGGUUUGGCGCACAGCGCUUCACCGAAAGACUCAGAGUCCUCAAAGGGCGCAGAGGGAAGCGAGAAUGAGGCGCAGAAAAUGAGCCUGCAGGUGGCCCAGUCCUCUGACAGAGAGCUGCAGAGCAAACAGCUACCAGAGCACCACAUAGCAGCACCUUUCACAGAAGUUUACACACCGGACAGAGCUGAGCUGCAACAAAGGAGCAGCCCGUAUCAAUUCAGACCCACCAAUUACCUGACGGCAGUACUGACUACAAACGACGAGAGCGCAAGUAAGGAAGAGCCGUCUUCCACAGUGGAGGAGAUUGAAACAAAAUCUUUUAAUGGACAAAGCAGCGAGGAGAGCCAGCGAGAGCCGGAUGAGGGCGAGGACGCGGCAGCCAGAGUUGCGCCAUUACGCAGAGAGCUCCAAAGUUUAGCAAAGGAGGAUCUGCAGAAGCAGCUGUUGGAACAAGUCGAGCUGAGGAAAAAGCUAGAACGCGAAUUUCAGAGCUUGAAAGAUAAUUUUCAAGAUCAAAUGAAAAGGGAGCUUUCCUACAGGGAGGAGAUGGUGCAGCAGCUUCACAUCGUUAGAGAAGCUCACGACGCUUUACACCAUUUUUCCUGUAAGAUGUUAACUCCUCGCCACUGCACGGGAUCCUGCACAUUCAAAUCUCCUCUGCUGCCGCCUUGAGUACUGGACAUAUUUAUUUGUAAGGCAGAUGAUGGGUGAAAAGGAUCCACCGCUCGUGUUAAACACCAG